Neoarius graeffei (lesser salmon catfish) is the source of this 5680-nucleotide messenger RNA. RefSeq names its product phospholipase C, beta 2 (gene plcb2). NCBI's taxonomy places the organism in Eukaryota, Metazoa, Chordata, Actinopteri, Siluriformes, Ariidae. Gene Ontology annotation, biological process: phosphatidylinositol-mediated signaling; lipid catabolic process. Bases 39 to 3971 code for a protein of 1310 amino acids. The record is from RefSeq and is a predicted model, not a curated record. Gene Ontology annotation, molecular function: calcium ion binding; phosphatidylinositol-4,5-bisphosphate phospholipase C activity. The transcript has 31 exons.
CGAUGCCCAUCACUAAAGAACGAGCUGAGUAGGACACCAUGAUCAGGAAGCGUUAUAUUCUCAAAGAACCUGAGAUCAAAGAUUAUUUGGUCAAAGGAGAACGAUUCACAAAAUGGAAAGAAGACUCAUCACGCACUGUGCCUGUCACGAUGAAGAUGGAUCCAAAAGGAUUCUUCCUCUACUGGAUGAACUCCAGCAAGGAAGUAGAAAUUGUGGAUGUGGCGACCAUACGGGACACACGGACAGGGAAAUAUGCAAAACUUCCCAAACAUCAAAAAGUCCGAAACACAUUCAACAUGGACUUCCCUGACAGUAAUUACUUGGCCAAGACCCUGACCAUCGUAACUGGUCCUGACACGGUCAAUCUCACCUACUACAACUUCUUCGCAGGCAAAGAGAAAAUAGUGCAGAACUGGGCUGAUGACAUCCUGGCCAUCGUCUAUAAUCCUCAUAGGGCCAACGUCUGCAGACAAGUCUACCUGGAUAAAUUGUAUGUUCGCCUCACACUGCAAACCAACAAGGAUGGCAAGAUUCCUGUUAAAUAUAUCUAUAAGAUGUUUCCAGCUGACAAGAAAAGGGUUGAGAGUGCACUAGCAGCUGCAAAGCUUCCUAAAGGGAAGUUUGACUCCAUAAAGCUUGAGGUGUUCACUGAAGCUGCAUUCAAGACCUUCCUGAUGACCCUUUGCCCUAGACCAGAGGUCUAUGAAAUCUUCAGCACCUAUUCUAAUAAGCCCUACAUGACCAAGGAGGUCUUUAGCAAGUUUCUGUAUGAGAAGCAGCGAGACUCAAGGCUGAAUGAAGAGCUUUACCCACCACUGAGACCUGAUCAGGUGAAGGCCCUCAUUGACAAGUAUGAGCCCGCAUCCUCUAAUUCUAACCGCGGUCAGAUAACUGCAGAGGGUCUACUCUUCUUCCUAAUGGGGCCUGAGACAACACCUGUGAUGUUAGACAAAAUGGCCCAGUGCCAUGACAUGACCCAGCCCAUCCCUCACUACUACAUCAAAUCCUCCCACAACACCUAUCUCACUGCCGGUCAGUUCUCAGGUGCUUCCUCUCCAGAGAUGUACCGUCAGUGUCUGCUCGCUGGAUGCCGCUGUUUGGAGCUAGACUGCUGGAAGGGCAAACCUCCAGAUGAAGACCCAAUCAUUACUCACGGCUUCACAAUGACAACUGAGAUUCUUUUCAGGGAUGUGAUUGAGGCUAUUGCAGAGAGUGCAUUCAAAACAUCUAAAUAUCCAGUCAUCCUCUCCUUCGAGAACCACGUGGAUACAGUCAAACAGCAGGAGAAGAUGGCUAACUACUGUAGGACCAUAUUUGGAGAUGCUCUACUCAGUGAACCCCUGGAGAAGUAUCCAUUGAAGCCAGGCCACCAGAUCCCCAGUCCUUCUGAGCUGAUGGGAAAAAUUCUGAUCAAAAACAAGAAGGGACCCACAGGCCCAGCCAAACCUCCACCAAAGAAAGCACAAGAGGAGGCUCAUAGUGAGAACACCGGUGAGAAGAAUCACACGCUGUUUCAUAUAAGCAGUCAUGUUUUACUUAACCCUGAACAGUCAAGUGAUGUGUUGUGUCUUUCAAAAGUAGAGCAGCCUGAGAAUCCUGAGAACCAUCACAAUGAAAAUGAAGAGCACCACGAUGACCAGCACGAUGACCAUCAUGAUGAACACCAUGAAGAUGAGGAACAAGAUGAGGAAAAGAUGAAGAACUCAGAUGAGGGUACAGCUGGACAGGAAGUAACGGCUUUUGAGGCAAUGUCUUCAAUAGUCAACUAUAUUCAGCCAAACAAGUUCAUCUCCUUUGAGCAUUCUAGAACAAAGAACAGGAGUUAUGCAAUCUCAUCUUUUGUGGAAACCAAAGGAGAGAGCCUGAUCGCCAAGAGUGCUGUGGAGUUUGUCGAAUAUAACAAGAGACAGAUGAGUCGAAUCUACCCCAAAGGAACACGUAUGGACUCUUCCAACUAUAACCCUCAGCCUUUCUGGAAUGUCGGCUGUCAGAUGGUGGCACUGAACUACCAGACCAUGGAUUUUCCCAUGCAACUGAACAUGGCACUGUUCGAGUAUAACGGGAGGACUGGGUACCUCUUAAAAAAUGAUGUGAUGCGGAGGAAUGACAAGACAUUUGACCCCUUCACAGACAAGAUUGACACCAAUGUGCCCAACACACUCUCAAUCAAGAUCUACUCAGGCCAGUUCCUGUCUGAUAAAAACGUGAAAACAGCAGUAGAAGUGGAGAUCAUUGGCUUGCCUGGAGACCCAAAACGCAAAUAUCGCACCAAAAACACGGCCACACCAAAUGCCAUCAACCCUGUAUGGAAUGAGGAGCCCUUUGUGUUUGAGAAGAUUCUGUUGACAGAACUGGCUUCAGUCAGGAUAGCGGCUUAUGAGGAAAACGGGAAAUUCAUUGGGCACAGAAUUAUUCCCAUAGAUGCCAUCCAAUCAGGAUUCCAUCAUCUUUGUCUGCGUAGUGAGAGUAACAUGCCUCUGAUGCUGCCUGCUCUGUUUGUCUACAUUGAGGUGAAGGAUUACAUCCCUGCUGCGUUUGCUGAUUUCACAGACGCUCUCUUCAAUCCAGUGAAGACCACAAAGCCUGCAAAACAGGAGAGUGCUAACUAUGUAAGCAAAUAUGAGAUGCCUGGUGCAGCAGCUGUUCCAGCCACAGUGCCUGAGGUUGAUAAAGCCCCAGCAGAGGGCGAUGCUAACCCUGCAGAAACACCUGCUUCAGAUGCAGAGCCUAAAUCAGAUGCCCCAGAGUCCACUGACGGAGAAAAUCCCAAGUCAGAUGACCAGCCAGAACCAGGGGAUCAAGAACCACAAACAUCUGAAGCUGAGCCAAACCCUGAGGCUCCUGCGACCUCAGAAGAGGCUCCUCCAUCUGAAGCACCUCCACCCACCGAAGAGGCUCCUCCCACUGAGGAACCUCCAUCUUCUGAAGAGCCUCCGCCCACUGAGGCACCUGCACCCACAGAAGAGGCUCCUUCUACUGAGGCACCUGCACCUUCAGAUGAGGCACCUGCACCUUCAGACGAGGCACCUGCACCUUCAGACGAGGCACCUGCACCUUCAGACGAGGCACCUGCACCUUCAGACGAGGCACCUCCACCUUCAGACGACGUACCUCCAUCUUCAGAUGAAGCACCUGUACCUUCUGACGAGGCUCCUGCAGAAACUCCUGCACCAUCUGAAACCCCUGAGGCAGAGAAUCCCGCUGAUCCAAAUGAGCUGGCCUCUGUGACCUGUGAUGAACUGCAGCAGCACAAGAACUACCUGAAGGUCACCAAGAAGCAGGAGAAAGAGCUGAAAGAGGUGGAAAAGAAGUUCCAGAAGAAGUCCGAGGAGCUAACUCAGAAAUACAGUGACCUCUUCAAAUCCCUCAAGAAGAAGACUUCACCGAAGAAGAAUGAAGCAGGGGCUGAGGGGCCAAAUGCAGGGCAAAUCAAUGAGCUGAAAAAAAAGCUGCAGACAGAGCUUCGAUCACUGUGGGUGGAGAAGAACGAUCAGCUGAAGAAGAAGAAAGAGCAGCAUGCCUCUGAGUGUUUGACCAAGCUGCUGGAGUUGGCUACAGAGAGACACGCCAGUGAACUAAAGGCACUGAACAGUGACAGUAAAGAGGGGAAGAAGAAAGAAUCAAAGAGCUCAGGUUCUGAGAAAAGCAGCUUGAAGAAGAGCAAGAGUACGGAACAGCUUGACAAUAACGAUGGUGCACAGUCUGCAUCUAGCGAUGGAAUUUCAUUACAAGAGCAGGAGCAGAAACUUAAGAAGAAACAGGCUGAAACUCUGGCUGACAUCAGAAACGUGAACAGUCAGAUGAACCAGCAGGCUGUAUCAGAGCAUGGUAAGAAGAUGUGGUCUCUACCAGGCGAUCUUAAGGAAGCAGUAAAUUCCUGUGUGGGCGCUCACUUUCCUGAGCAUGUGGAUAAGGUUGAAGACACCAAGUCAGACCAAAGUAGCCAAUACGGCCAAGUUUACAGAGGCUAAUGUCCAGUCAGCUGCUUUUCCUUAGCUCUCCUUAUCAUUUCUGCAAGCGUAUUUGGAAAAUUUUGGAAAAUCAUUCUGCAGGAACUUGAUGUGUUUGAUCCUCAUGUUUCAGUCCAUAUGUUGAUACAAUUUUUGAGUGAAAUGAGUGCAAUGUUCCAGAAUUUCUCCCAAGACAUUUAUAGUAAAGCCAUUAGCACCAUGCUUUAAAGAUUUCUCAGGAUGAGGGUGAAUGUUGAUUCUGUAAAAGCGACGAUCACCUGCAGCGCUAUGCUGUUACAGAAAUGUGUUAGUUGUGUUUUUAGGGCGUAUUGAAUAGUUAUUACAAAGGACAUUGAUCUAUGGUCUUCAUUUAGCACUUUUUAGCCAGUUAUUUACGCAGGCAUUUUGGUAUGUGUACAUUUGGAACACAUAUACAGACAAAUGUCUAUGGACUUCCUAUUCAUAUAGUACAUAUCAGGGCUUUGAACCGGUUCAAGGAACGAAAACGAAAACCGGGAACUUUUUCUAUUUCACAUGGAACAGAAACGAAACCAGAAACUUUAUUAUUUUUUAUGUUCCGGAACAGAAAUGCUUAUUAAAAAUAAUGGUAACCGGUUAAUACCGGUUUUUAUUUCGUUCCUCAAAGUUUCCGUAGCCUACAAAUAAAAAAGUCAUUCUUCUCCUGUGCAAGUUUCUAUGACCCGCUGGGGUUCACUUCCUGUGUGACGUUCGCUGACUGAAUGGAGAGAGCGGGAGGGUGGACUACUAUCACGUCUCCACAUCUUAAAUCUCAUCUCAUUAUCUCUAGCCGCUUUAUCCUUCUACAGGGUCGCAGGCAAGCUGGAGCCUAUCCCAGCUGACUACAGGCGAAAGGCAGGGUACACCCUGGACAAGUCACCAGGUCAUCACAGGGCUGACACAUAGACACAGACAACCAUUCACACUCACAUUCACACUUACGGUCAAUUUAGAGUCACCAGUUAACCUAACCUGCAUGUCUUUGGACUGUGGGGGAAACUGGAGCACCCGGAGGAAACCCACGCGGACACGGGGAGAACAUGCAAACUCCGCACAGAAAGGCCCUCGCCGGCCACGGGGCUCGAACCCAGGACCUUCUUACUGUGAGGCGACAGCGCUAACCACUACACCACCGUGCCGCCCGCCACAUCUUAAAUAAGAGGAAAAUAUUGCAGUCUGUCGUUAUUCGAAAACGUCAAUUUCAAACAUGAUAUCAAUAUAUUUGUCCACGUUAAUGAGAGGCUCGCGAACAUUAAAUGACGUUAACCUCUAUUAGCCUAUCAAUGCAAGGCCUGACUAGCCUUUGGUAACACACUAAACGAAUUAUCUUUCAUUUUUGGCACUUUUUCUGUUUGUGUAGAUGGGAAGACAUACUGAGAAUCCAAAUCGCCAACAUCUGAAAUAAUAAUUGUUUUGAAUUAUUUUUUGUCUUAUUUAAUGAAGGUUGUAAUAGAAUUAGCCUACAUUUGGCUUAAGCCGGAUGAGACAGAGACAUAAUUUUAUAGCCAUUUGUUAAACAGCUGACAGGGAACGUAAUUAACCGUUCCGGGAACUAAAUUUUUUUGUUCUAACCGGUUCGGGAACGUCUAUUUAAUGGUGGAACCCAAAACCGGAAACGUUAAAAUUCUGUUUCUGUUUGGAACGAACCAAUAGGAAAAAAAUUCUGGUUCAAAGCCCUGGUACAUAUAGAAUAUAAUUAAAUGUUACUUAUU